AUGGAUGACAUUUUUCUUCUUGGAAAUCUUCGUGCUAGAAAAUAUGAUAUGCAAAGAUCGUUGAAAAUGCUGAAGAAUUAUUAUGAAGUCAGAAUACAGUAUCUUCAGUACUUUAAAGAUCUACUUCCUUCUAAAUUGGAACAUGUUUUAACACUGAAUGGUAUUCAAAUCUUACCAAAACUAGAUAGUAAAGGAAGAUUUAUGUAUUUUGGUCAAAUGAGUAAAUGGGAUACUUCUGUUGCAAAUGGAACAGAUGUAAUUCGUGCUAUGAUGCUUACCUUCGAUCUCAUGUUAAAUUUUCAUCGAACUCAAGAAAAUUGUAUGGUUUUUAUUUCGGAUGCUAGUGGAAUGUCACUAUCACAUUUUCUGCAGAUGUCGCCAAGUUUUAUCAAUUCAGUGGUAAACAUUUUAUUGGUUCACUUACAUUCCGACAUGUCUACUUUGCAUGAAUUCAUUCAUCCGGAUUUUUUGCCUUUGGAAUUGGGAGGUAAUUUGCCUUCUGAUCCGAGUAAAUUCAAGAAUAUGAUUAGAGCCAACGAAGAAUUCUUUCGCAAAAACGAAGAAUAUUUGAGAUUGUACGAAGAGGAAAGAAAUAAGCACUUCAAUCAAGGCAAAUUUACUUACGUUGGUGAAGAUUUUGAAGACGAAAAAGUUAAGAAGUUUCUAGAGAAAUCGGAAGAAAAAUUUAAAUGUUAUUCCGAUGAUCCAGAAGCAUUUAUGGCUUCUCUGAAAGAAGAUUCGGAAUUGGAAAUUACACAUUUUUGA
This is a messenger RNA of Centruroides sculpturatus (bark scorpion), 765 nucleotides long. RefSeq names its product alpha-tocopherol transfer protein-like. NCBI's taxonomy places the organism in Eukaryota, Metazoa, Arthropoda, Arachnida, Scorpiones, Buthidae. The coding region runs from base 1 to 765 and encodes 254 amino acids. Gene Ontology annotation, molecular function: phosphatidylinositol bisphosphate binding. The transcript has 3 exons. Gene Ontology annotation, cellular component: membrane. The record is from RefSeq and is a predicted model, not a curated record.